AUGGCCGCCGCCGCGUCCGCGCCGGCGGUGACGCUGUCGUCGCGAUGGCACGCGCGACCGCGUCCGCGCGACGCUCCCCAUCGCGCGCGCGCGCCGCUUCGUCCGACUCGCGCGACGGCGCCGCGGCCGUCGCGUCUCGUCGUUCGCUCGAGCGCGACCCGCGGAGGAGGCGCGACGACGACGCCGUCCCCGGCCGCCGCACUCCUGCCCGCCGCGCCGAUGACGCAGCUCGCCGCCGCGAUCGCGACGACGCCCGCGAAAUCAUCGCCGUGGCUGUCCACGUUCCUCCCCGGCGGAACCGGAUUCGCCGUCGCGGCGUCGCUCUUCGCCGCGAGCGCGCUCGCGGUCCUGACCGCGUGCGUCGCGGGCUUCCUCGUCGCCAUUCGAGAGAUGGUGCGCGCGUGUAGGGAAGCGACGAUCGCGUCUCGAGCGGUGUCCGAGUGCGCGCAGAGCAUCAACGUCGCGUGCGCGGCGCUGCAAGUCACGCUGACGACCGCGGACGACGUGCUGGACGGCGUCGCGGGCGCCACGAAAUCCACCGCGAGCGUCAUCGAGUCCGCGACGAGAGAGGUCGGCGUCUUACAACGCCGACUCACGGACCUCCCGAACACCGCGAGUCGCACGCUGAUGGAGGCGAUCACGCGGCAGUACGACGGCGACGCGAAGGCGAGUGGGGGGAAGGAGGGCGGGAAGGGCGUUCAAGGGAACGCGCGGGCGGGGGAGACGCGAAUCGAGAUCGGGAAAGUCAUCGCCGGCGAACGCGCGGGCGCGCGGUGGGUCAACGGCGCGCCCGGGUGCGGGUUCACGUUCUCGCGGGGGAAUAAGUUCAGGGUCGGGGAGUACUGCGCGGUGCCGCGGACGGAUAACUCGUACACCUGGGGGGUCAUCGAGCUGAACGAUUUAGAUUACUCCGCGGAGCUGAGCGAGGACGGGGAAGGGAUGAACUGCGAGUGGCCGCCCCCGUACCCUGACCGGUGCGAGCUUCCUUCCGCGGACGAGAGAGAUAUCAUGGCGUCGCAAGACGCGGCGGGGAACACUGGGAUUGGCGCGUGGUUCGACGACGCGAUCGUCAGCGCGUUAGGCGCGGAGAAGGCGGACAAAGUCGAAGGGUUCCUGCGCGUCGCCACCGGGUUGACGCCGAUCGAAGAGAGCGAAUACAAGGUCGUCGUGGAGCUGGAUAACUACGCGUACAGCUUCAAGAUCAUGAACGCGGGGGACCUGGGGAAGCGAAUAUUACCUUGAGGUAUCGCGGUCGCGCGAAUAGUAGCCUACAGAACGCUCUUAUUAACCUUAUUUCUCAAUCGAGAUCG
This is a messenger RNA of Micromonas pusilla CCMP1545, 1310 nucleotides long. RefSeq lists its product as uncharacterized. The transcript has a single exon. The record is from RefSeq and is a predicted model, not a curated record. Bases 1 to 1242 code for a protein of 413 amino acids. Lineage: Eukaryota; Viridiplantae; Chlorophyta; Mamiellophyceae; Mamiellales; Mamiellaceae.